This is a messenger RNA of Necator americanus (New World hookworm), 573 nucleotides long. RefSeq lists its product as uncharacterized. Bases 1 to 573 code for a protein of 190 amino acids. The transcript has a single exon. Lineage: Eukaryota; Metazoa; Nematoda; Chromadorea; Rhabditida; Ancylostomatidae. The record is from RefSeq and is a predicted model, not a curated record.
AUGACUGCUCUCCGGAACCCGAAGGCAACAACCACUGCAUCGAGAAGGAGAAUAGAGAAAAUCAUUCACGACUUCGACUUUGAUCUCUUCGAGAGUCAUGUCCACUUGCCUCCUCACCAUCUCAGGGAAGACGGUCAUGUCAUUUCACAGGUUCUUCCGUCCGAAGUGCGACGUGCUAUCAUGUCGGUAAGGAAUCAUAAUGUAGCUGGGGCCGACAGGAUGAAAUCUGAAUAUCUGAAGUAUCUACCGCCAGUACUCAUCAACACUCUGGCGAGGCUCUUUGUACGUUACCUGUCGGAAUGCAAGGGUCCUAAAAAGCAAAAGACCAGCAAAACUGUGUUGUUGUAUAAAAAGGGAGAUCCACAUGACACCGGCAACUAUCGCCCAAUCUGCUUACUCUCCGUUGAAAAGUCUUGGAUGAAGCAAAGCCAAGUGAGCAAGCAGGCUUUCAAAAAGGAUCCAACACGAUUAACCACAUUCACACUGUUUCAAAACUCAUCAAGGUAUCAUGAGAGCACAAGAUGCCGCUCUGUCUCAAUUCCUCGGGUUGAAGAACGCCUCCGACUCAGUUGA